Molecule: messenger RNA, 1262 nt
Organism: Myiozetetes cayanensis
Lineage: Eukaryota; Metazoa; Chordata; Aves; Passeriformes; Tyrannidae
Gene: CCN4
Product: cellular communication network factor 4
Exons: 5
Coding region: 109-1191 (360 amino acids)
Biological process (GO): cell adhesion; signal transduction
Cellular component (GO): extracellular region; extracellular matrix
Molecular function (GO): heparin binding; integrin binding
Source: RefSeq, a predicted model, not a curated record
GCUAGGUUGCCAGUUCAGGAUUGCUCUGCAUUCCCCAAAGUGGUGUUUUUGUUCAAAACGGCUCUAAAUCUGGGUUCAAUCAAAUGUAUUUAAUCCCGGCUUCCAGGGAUGAGGUGGCUUUUGCCCUGGAUUCUAGCAGCAAGCAGCAUUUUGCAGGCCACUGCCCAGACCUCCAUCACCACCAUGUCCCCCACUGUCCCAGCCACGACAGAGACCUACACACGGACCCAGUACUGCAAGUGGCCGUGCGAGUGCCCCAGGUCCCCUCCGCGGUGCUCCAUGGGCGUCAGCCUGGUCACGGACGGCUGUGACUGCUGCAAGACCUGUGCCAGGCAGCGUGGAGAGACCUGCACGGAGGCUGACACCUGUGAUUUCCACAGGGGCUUGUACUGCGACUACAGCGGAGACAGACCUAGGUACGAAAUAGGAGUAUGUGCACAGAUUGUUGGUGUAGGAUGUGUCCUCAAUGGAGUCAGGUAUAAGAAUGGGGAGACGUUUCAACCCAACUGCAAAUACAACUGCACAUGCAUUAACGGGGCUGUGGGAUGUAUUCCCAUGUGCACAAACUCACGUCCUCCCCUUGUCUGGUGCCCAAACCCAAAGCUGAUUAAGAUGGCAGGGAAGUGCUGCGAGCAGUGGGUUUGUGAUGACUCCAGGAAAAUCAGGAAGACGUCUCCGCGUCACAUCUCCUCUGCAGCCUACGAGGGAGAGGAGGAAACCUGGCAGAAGAACUGCAUCGUUCACACCUCACCCUGGAGUCCCUGCUCAAAGACCUGUGGGCUGGGCAUCUCCACCAGGAUUUCCAACGACAAUGAGCAGUGCCGGCUCCUGAAGGAAAGCCGCCUGUGCAACUUGAGACCCUGUGAGGUGGAUAUAACCCAGCACAUCAAGCCUGGAAAGAAGUGCCUGGCUGUCUACAGGGCCAAUGAACCCAUGAACUACACCAUCUCAGGAUGUGUGAGCAAAAGUCCAUACAGACCCAAAUAUUGUGGCGUCUGCACAGACAACAGGUGCUGCACACCCUACAAGUCCAAGACUAUUGAAGUGAGGUUUCAGUGCCCAGAUGGAACUGAGUUGUCCUGGAAAAUCAUGUGGAUCAAUGCUUGUUUUUGCAACCUGAAUUGCAGGAACCCCAAUGACAUCUUUGCCGACUUGGCUCAUUACCACGAUUACUCUGAAAUCGCUAAUUAAAUUGGCUGAAUGCUUGAAUUGACCCAUUGCUCUGAUUUUACAGAGGUUUUAAAAUAAAAGGAGACUCUUCA